AUGUCUUUACGUCAUUUCAAUGUUGCUUCUUCGUCCAAUUUUCCUCUUCUGCUCCGACUUCUCUACACCCCAUCGGGAUUGCUUCAACGUCUUCAUUUCGUGAGAGCAUUUAAAUUAUUGAAAUUAUAUGAACUGGAGAAAAAUUCUAAAACAACGUCAUCUUCCUAUGUGUUGUACAAUGACUUUCCAACAUCCCAGUCCACUCUAUUUUCUCAUUCCCAAAAUCUCGUCUUUUCACAAGUGAAUACAUUAUUGAAUGAAUGGAAACAAAUCGAUAUUUCUCAUCAAACAAGUUUAGAGAAUUUAGCUGAAAUUUUAAAGAGGAAUCAGCAAGAACGAGUCUAUUCACAAUUGGAAGUGGAUGCAUGUUAUUUUAAGGAAGCACAUAAAAACUCGGAGGAUGAUUUCGAAACAACGGAGAAGUUAAAUCACCCUCUUUUGAACUCGUCUAAAGUUGCAUCAAUAUUUAAUGAAGUGAGCUCUGAAGCACGUUCUCAAUUAGAAGCUUUGCAAAUGAUGGAAAUGGAUCGAUUGUCAAAACUUUCAAUGCAAGUUCAGAAUCAAUUGGGAUGGUGUCCAAUACUUUGGAAAGAUUCACAACAAUAUCAUCUCUAUAUUAAAGGACGUUGCAAACGAGGUCAAGUUAUUGGAAUAUUUCCUGGUAUGGUAUACUCUGAAAACAAUUUAAAAAAGACCAAAGAGAAAUUCAAUCAGAUAAUAUCACACAGAAGUGAUUUUGGAUCUGAAUGGGACUCCACCAACACGGUUAGAAAUAGAUUCCUGGAGGAGAACAUGCAACCCUAUUUACCCAAGAGCACAAACAAUCAACUAUUCAUUAAUGGUAAUUUAGAAUGUGAGCUCUUUUUCAAUACCAUGUAUAAUCAUGAUGAUGUGUUUGAGAAUCUGUCCUUGUCAUUCAACAACCACCAAAACCAACAACGACAUUCCCGAAAAGAAGGUUUUCAAGCGAAAUUGCAUCAGAUUUUAAGCGAAGAUGAAAAUAAUAGAGAUCAAUAUGGACAUUAUAUUGGAACAAGGUUCAUUCAUCCGUUCUCAUUGGUACAUAAGGCCUACCGUGGGAAGCUGUCGAAUGUUGUUGCUUUUCCAUUUCUUGUUCCUCCCCAUCUUCAUCCGACGCUCCUAUCCUACAUUCCGAACAAGAUGUUCGAUUUCAAAAAAUCGAUUACUUCUGGGACAAGUUUAAUACAGAGUGUUGUGUACAUAGCGGAAAGAGAUUUACAUGACGAAGCUGUUGUUGUGGAGCCAUUAUUGAACGUGGAUGCGUAG
Naegleria fowleri is the source of this 1287-nucleotide messenger RNA. RefSeq lists its product as uncharacterized. The record is from RefSeq and is a predicted model, not a curated record. NCBI's taxonomy places the organism in Eukaryota, Heterolobosea, Eutetramitea, Acrasida, Naegleriidae. The coding region runs from base 1 to 1287 and encodes 428 amino acids. The transcript has a single exon.